Molecule: messenger RNA, 2222 nt
Organism: Linum trigynum
Lineage: Eukaryota; Viridiplantae; Streptophyta; Magnoliopsida; Malpighiales; Linaceae
Source: the annotation of a GenBank genome assembly
CAUGAAGAGGGCCAUGUCCAUCUAGAAAUCGAGGAGCACAUGCCGCCCCAAGAUCAAGACCGAAUGACUGAAAAAUAAACUAAGUCUGGAAGAGGUACAUGCUCCUUCAAGGAGAAGCACGUGCCAUCUCGCUUCACGGGAAGAGGCAUGGACGCGAGACAAGAUGAGACGUCCAUGCCGAGUCAGGAGAAGGGGAAUGGAUGGGAGACAAGAGGUUUAGGCAUGAUUGAAAAACUAAGUAUGAGAAAGCCAUGCCAGCUCAAGAGAAGAGCCAUGUGCAUGAUUGAGAGAUCCAUGGCCGUGUCACGAGAGGGGCCAUGGACGCAAGGCCGAGAUCAUACUUCAAAGAAGACAAAGAUAUUCUAAGUGUGGAGAAGGACUUGUCUCUUUAACGAGGAGGGUCAUGUCUCUCUAGAGAUCGAGAAGGUCAUGCCGUGUCACAGGAUGAGCCACGAGCAUGAAUGAGAGGUCCAUGGCCGUGAAUGAAGAGGCCAUGCCGCCUUAUGACCAAAUUUGAAUGACCUAAAAAUAUUCUAAGUCUGGGAAGAACAUGCCGCUUCACGAGAGGGGCCAUGUGCACGAUUGAGAGGUCCAUGCCCCCUCAUGAGAGGGUCCAUGGACACAAAUAAAAAGGGUGUGGUGAUGGAGCAUUAUAUCACUAGUGAAUAUGUCUCAAGAGGCAAGAAGACCACAACCCCCUUUGUGAGAUACCACAUGCUUAUCAAAAGACUAGCAUGACACGAGAUUCAGAACAAGACCAGGCGAGGCAAGCUACACUCCAAGACCCACGACGCUUACAAGAGAGGUCCCUAAGCGGUUGAAAGAGUAACCACCACUCUGAGGAAGCAGGGAGCGGUUCUUUGUAGCAGUUAUCCAACAAGAGGUUUUCUAUGGCGGUACCUCCUCGUGGCUAUAAAUAAGAGGAGGGGUGAACAGAGACAAAGGUUUCAAAACCAACACUCUGACACACAUGUCAAGUUUAUCCUUUACCUUUUCUCUAUCAUGUAGCCACAGAUGUAGUUCGUAGUUUGGAGCUCUCGCCGAACCUCCAUAGGAGUAGAAGUAAUUUAAUUUAGAUUUUUUCCUAAAAACCAUCAAUCAAACACCCUCGUUCGAACUUUGUUUGAAGAGGUGUGAUCCGUGUUUUAGUAAUCGUUGUUCAAAGAAGUCAAAGGUGCAAUCAAUCUUAAUUCAACGCAAGAAGUUUUCUCGCCGAAAAACAGGACCAAUCCACUGAACCCCUACUUCCAAGUUCCACCAUUGAUUAAAAGGCCUUAAGUUGACCCAAAGCAUGGUCGGCCCAACUUGAUUGGAGUAAUAAUUGACUUUUCAUUAAAAAACAUGAGGGGAACCCAUUUCCUCACAGUCCUCGAAUUAUUUGGACGGUCUGACCACCCCUUCACCUUCUACUAGUUGUGGGCCCGACCAGUUGGUCGGAUUCCAUCGCCAAUUACAUAAAAUAUGAAUUAGCAAAAUACUCGAAAUAUUAAAUUGAUUGGUAAAAUAAGAAAAUCGAAACUAUUAAAAUACUUCAAUAAUUCGUAAGGAUCAACAAUCACAUAGUUCUCUGACAUUUUAAUGACUCAUAAUGACAUUCUCAAAUCAAUCUUCUCUUUACUCCUCGUCGUUAGAGAUUAAUACACAUUUUCUUUUUUACUUGUUUGCAUUUCCUCCGUCAUGAACAACAUUAUAUUCUCCACCAAGAAUCCCGUCUUCAUCUCUAUUAGUGAGACAUUUAUAUGCACUAUCAAUUGCUUCUUCCUUCUUCCCUUGUAUUUCAAUACUCUGCGAAGUAUAUUUAUUCAAAGCCUAAAACCGCCUAUUGGUCGGACCAAUUGUAUUUUAUGUAAAAUCAACCUAUCCUUGUAUCUUACUAUUUUUUUUUUAUCUCCGAAAUGAUUUGUUUUGUCGUAACAUCCUACGACUAAAUAUUUGUAGUCAACAAUCAAUCGAUGAUUUAGACCAAUGUCAUAAACCAUAUAUAUUUCUAAAUUAAGAUGUUUAAUACCUAAUUAAUGACAGUUAGUUAUGUCUCCCAUAAGCCUAUGUUGAAAUAUUUUGGCAUAUAUCAUGAUUUCUAAAUUAUUUAAUGUUGGCUCAUUCCCAGCGUGGAGAUUUGUAAAUUGUCGAUGGAAGACAUUAUGCCUCAAAUUUUCAACCAUGAUACACAAUAUACGUUAGCUAAUUCUUCUCAAAAUUAGGAAUAACUUUCAAACAAUACU